Molecule: messenger RNA, 2265 nt
Organism: Heterotrigona itama
Lineage: Eukaryota; Metazoa; Arthropoda; Insecta; Hymenoptera; Apidae
Source: the annotation of a GenBank genome assembly
AUGGCAAUAUCGCUAAAUAGAUGGCAGCAAAGUAGAUUAAAUUCCGAUUGGAUAUUGUGCUUAAAUAAAUUUUUGAAGUUCUACGUGAUUGUAAAUAUUAUGCAACAAAAUUUUGCGUAUAAAGCAUGUAUCUAAUGUUGGAAUAAAACGAAAAUAAAUGUUUAAAUUAUCCGACAUUCCUUAUUAAUAGAUCACUAAUUUACUAAACGCGCACAAAACUAUACGCGAUAGCGGAAGAAACAGCGGGAAUUUACUUUGUAUAUUAUUUUCUACGAGAUAUUAACAAUUUUGCAUAAUAAUUUAAACGUAAUUUGAAAAAAAAUUACCUCUUUUAUAUAUAUGUUUUGUUAUUUAUAAAUGAAAUAUUAUAGUGAGCUUGUCGAGUAAAACGUAAAAUAAAUUGCAAUAUUUGGCCUCCAGGGCUAUUAGUCGAAUUCAAAUCUAUCUUCCAGAUCAGUCGCCGACAUUACAGCAAUCAAAUUGACCUUAGUCAAUCCUGGAGAGUUCGAUAGGUUCUUCGAUCCUGCCAUUCGAGAACAGUUUCGCUAUAAAACAUAACGCUAAAAAUGGUAAGUCUUGAGAAAUAUAUUUAUUGUUGUGUACUGUAAAAAUAAUUUAAAAUAAUUGAAAAAUUUUAUUUAAUUAAUUCAUGUGUAACACAAUCGCUUAACCUACAUUUGACCUUGAACAAGUUUUCAGUUAUCAAUUGUUUGCAAUUUAUUAUUUAUUAAUUAUUGUAACACUAUACUAAGUAAAACCACCUGUAUGAAGGGAAUCAGAGUAUAGAAGUUAAAAAACACUUUGUAUUUUAAAAAUGAAAUAACAUCAUAUAAAAUUUAUAUUUUAAAAAAUGUUCAAGUUUUAUUCUUCUAACUAUCUUUAUGAUUAAUUUUUGAUUAUUGAUGAAUGAUUUACGUUUAAGUCAUUGAAUUUAUACUUUUUUUAAAUGUUUUAGAGUGAACCAAUAAAUGUGGUGGUUACGGGAGCUGCUGGACAAAUUGCCUAUUCUUUAUUGUACCAACUAGCUGCUGGAUCAGUUUUUGGUCCAAAUCAACCAAUUAAUCUUCGUUUGUUAGAUAUUCCUGUUAUGAUGACAGUACUAGAUGGAGUAAUUAUGGAAUUAGAAGACUUAGCUCUUCCACUUUUAAAAGAAAUUACUCCUACAGCUGAUCCAAAUGUAGCUUUCAAAGAUGUAGCUGCAGCCUUCCUUGUGGGAUCAAUGCCUCGAAAAGAAGGAAUGGAAAGAAAAGAUCUUUUAGCAGCUAAUGCAGAGAUUUUUAAAAUUCAAGGAAAAGCUCUAGAUCAACAUGCUCGAAAAGAUGUUAAAGUCUUAGUUGUUGGUAAUCCUGCUAAUACAAAUGCAUGGAUUUGUUCUCAUCAUGCACCUUCUAUACCAAAAGAAAAUUUUACUGCUAUGACUAGAUUGGAUCAAAAUCGUGCUCAAGCAGCUGUAGCAGCACGAUUGAAUGUAUCGGUUGAUAAAGUAAAAAAUGUUAUUAUCUGGGGUAAUCACAGUUCAACUCAAUAUCCUGAUGCUGCUCAUGCCACUGUGAAUUUUCAAGGUUCUACUAAGCCAGUGCCUUCAGUCGUAAAUGACGAUAACUGGUUGAAUACUACUUUUGUGGAGAAAAUUCAGAAACGUGGUGCAGCUGUGAUAUCCGCUAGAAAGAUGUCAUCUGCAAUGUCGGCUGCUAAAGCAGCUGGAGAUCACAUGAGGGAUUGGUGGAUAGGUACCAAACCAGGCGAAUGGGUUAGCAUGGGUGUGUUGUCUGAUGGCAGUUAUGGAAUUCCAAGAGAUAUCGUUUUUUCUUUUCCAGUUGCUAUAGAAAAUGGACAAUACAAAAUUGUUCAAGGACUUCCUAUCAAUGACUUUGCUAGAUCGAAGUUGAGUAUUACUUCCAAAGAAUUAGAGGAAGAACGUACAGAAGCAAACAAUGUGCUACAAAACAAGUGACUAGAAUCGGUAAAUCAUGAUGUUGAAAGUGGCUUGUCUGUUUCAGCAAAAUUGUAAAAAACAAAAUAAAAAUUUUGAUGAUAUGUGAAUUGUGAUAUGUAACAUACUAUGGUUACGAUCGUAUGGAAUUCAUAAUUUUAAGAUACAAUAUGUUAGUAUAUACUGGUGAUAUGAUACACGACGUAGGAUCCGAAAUAUCUAUAUAUCUUUUCUAACCAGUACAGGAAUUGUUAAAUAUAUGUUUAUAUUCAUAAACUGUAUAAAACAUGUAACAAAUUAUGUUGAAAAACAUAUUAUACUUUAUAAUGUUU